Drosophila sechellia is the source of this 2816-nucleotide messenger RNA. RefSeq names its product peptide transporter family 1. The record is from RefSeq and is a predicted model, not a curated record. Gene Ontology annotation, biological process: transmembrane transport; oligopeptide transport. NCBI's taxonomy places the organism in Eukaryota, Metazoa, Arthropoda, Insecta, Diptera, Drosophilidae. The transcript is spliced from 6 exons. Gene Ontology annotation, molecular function: transmembrane transporter activity. Gene Ontology annotation, cellular component: membrane. The coding region runs from base 190 to 2616 and encodes 808 amino acids.
CUUCAGUCUGAGGCUGUUGAUCGCCGCUUGCGGACGUGGUCGCUCAAUCCUGCUCGAUUCAUAACCGAUUCAAAACCGAUCCGCACCGAUCCCAACCGAAACGACGUGCGUUCCAAUUUUUUUUUUUUGCAGUUGUUAAAUGUUUUAAUUGACGCGUAACGGAUGUGAAGCGAUCUCCGGGUUCCCACCAUGACGGAUAACAAAAAUGAAAUACAGCCAGCGGCUGAGCCUGUGGCUGAACCAGAGCCUACUCCCGCGGCCGAAGUAGCUCCUGCAAGUCUCGAUGGUUCCGGUCCAAGUGUUGCCGAAGAAGUCACCCCGAGUGUUGCGACCGUUGAAGACAAUACCCCGACUGCAGCACGUGCAGAGAGUCAACCGUCCGACGAGAGCAACGGCACGGCGGAGGACAAGAAGCUUCCCGAGAUCGCCAAAAAGAAUGGCAAGGAGCCCGAGCAAAAUGACAAGGAGCCCGACCAGAAUGGCAAGGAACUGGCGGAGGCCAAUGACUUCAAGAACGUCUCCGAGACUGAGGGUCAGCAGAAGAAACUGCCCUACCCCAAAUCCGUGUUCUUCAUCAUCAGUAACGAAUUCUGCGAACGUUUCAACUACUACGGCAUGAGGACUGUUUUGGUUCUGUAUCUGAGUCGAGUUCUGGGCUAUUCUGAUGACACCGCCACCGUGGUCUUCCAUAUCUUCACCAUGUUCGUGUACUUCCUGUGCGUUUUUGGAGCCAUCAUUUCGGACUCUUGGCUGGGAAAAUUCAAGACUAUCCUGUAUUUAUCGCUGGUUUACAUAUGCGGAUCGGUGCUGCUGACCCUAGGUGCCAUUAGACCACUUAACCUGCCCAUGGAAACGUUCACGAUGAUGGGCCUUGCGCUAAUUGCCCUUGGUUCAGGUGGCAUUAAGCCGUGUGUGUCGGCGUUCGGUGGCGAUCAAUUUAAGGUGCCGGAGCAGGUGAAGCAGAUCACUUCGUUCUUCUCGCUCUUUUACUUUUCGAUCAAUGCCGGAUCGCUGAUCUCCACCACGGUGACUCCUAUACUGCGCGAGGACGUGUCCUGCUUUGACGACAUUAACUGCUAUCCAUUGGCCUUUGGAGUACCUGCCGUACUUAUGAUUGUGUCGGUGAUCAUCUUUGUUUUGGGACGAUCCCUGUACAAGAUGAAGCCACCGGCCGGAAAUAUGGUGGUGCUUGUGAGCAGUACCAUCUGGACAGCCCUGACCACCAAAUGUAAGGAGAAAAAGACCAAUCCGAGGGAGCACUGGCUGGACUAUGCCGAUAGAAAGUACGACCGCCAGUUGAUUGACGAUGUGAAGGUCCUUAUGCGAGUCCUCUUCCUCUACCUGCCACUUCCGGUCUUCUGGGCACUGUUCGAUCAGCAGGGCUCCCGUUGGACCUUCCAGGCCACCCGAAUGGACGGGGACAUGGGCUCCUGGGACAUCAAGCCCGACCAGUUGCAAGUGCUCAAUCCUCUGCUCAUCCUAAUCUUCAUACCGUUGUACGAUGUGGCCUUCUAUCCGGUCCUGAAACUAGUAGGCAUCCGACGGCCGCUGCAGAAACUCACCAUGGGCGGCAUCCUUGCGGGAAUUGCUUUCAUCAUUUCCGGAGUGGUGGAGCUUAACUUGGAGAAAACCUAUCCCGACCUGCCCUACAGCCAGAACGUCCAGCUGCGCAUCUUCAACGCCGACAACUGCGACUACCUCUUCACCUCGAACAUUCCCGGAGCGGAAAGUGUGACGGUGACCUCGUUGAAUGCCUAUACCAACAAGGAUAUUUACGCACCCGGUUCACUGGACGUGGAGUACUCGCUCAGCAGUACAGAUGAAGCUUGUGCCUUUAGCGCCGACAAAAUACGUAAAGUCCUUACUGAUAAGACGGCUUGGUCUCUGUUCCUCAAUCCGCUGAAUGGUAGUGGGUACUACUGGGAGGAAGAUUUUGUGGACAAGCCGAGCCAGAGCCAUCCGCUGAUCCGAAACGUCGCUAAUGUGCAGCAGGGGCUAUCAAUUCGUUGGCAAAGGCCUAGCACGGGAGAGGUGGUUUAUGAUGACCUGGCUAGCAAAACGUUGCUCACUCGUGUGAAUUCGGCGGAGUAUGAAGUCCUGGUGGGCGAAACGAACGUCGGAACAUUCGAUGUCCACACCGGCGGCGUGUACACACUCCUAAUUAAAGAUAACAACAACAUUUACGAAGCCAAUUUGGUGGAAGUGACGAGCCCCAACUCGGUAAAGAUCCUUUGGCUGGUGCCGCAGUACGUGGUGAUGACCCUCGGCGAGGUGAUGUUCUCGGUGACGGGACUGGAGUUCUCAUACGCCCAGGCUCCUCCCAGCAUGAAGAGUGUCCUGCAGGCCUGCUGGCUGCUAACGGUGGCCUUCGGCAACGUCAUUGUGGUCGUCAUCGCCGAGGCCGCCUUAUUCGAAUCGCAGGCCAGCGAGUUCUUCCUGUUCGCCGGCCUCAUGUUCGCCGACAUGCUGAUCUUUAUGGUGAUGGCCUACUACUAUGUGCCCAACGAUCCGAACAAGGCGGAGGAGGCCCAGCCCCUGACGGCGGGCGAUGCCAAGACAGAGAUUCCCGCGCUCGAAGGCGGAGUCGAGAACAAGGGCAAGGACAUCAGCGAGUAGACCUUAAUCCGAUUCGUCCUGCUUGCUCCCGCGUUGUGUAUUAUAUAUAUAUUUGUACUUGUAGAUGUGUAUAUGUAUGUAAAUCCUUAGUGGCCUUUGUCCAUUUCCAAGCUAAGUGUAAGUGAAGCUGCGACCGGGCAUUGUUGCAUAUGAAAAGACAUCCAACUACUUAAUCUAAUAAAAGAAACUUAAUAAUAUAA